CGCGCCAAGAGGACAAGGCGGGAGCGCCGUCGAGUUGCGAAGUGCAUGAACUUCUCACAGUCCCAGGGAGGAGAUAGCGAGGCCCGAGGACGUCGGUGUGAAAGAACAAAGGAAUGGGAGUGUCAAAUGUGCACGUUGCUCAACACGUACAAGCGGAAGACUUGCGCUGCAUGUCUAUCUGAGAGGGCAGUGUCUCCAGAUGCAUUGUCCCAAGCUGUCCCUUCCACGCAAACCAAGAAACGCAUUCGACUACGACUGGUAUCUCAAAUCAAUGAAAACGAAAUAGACCAUUGUUCCAACGACGACGACGACCUGGACAACAUGCCAUUGAAGUCAAAGAAAAUCCACCGAGUGACACAACUUUCUCAGUCGACUAUGGAAGCCGUGUCGACAGAUAUGCACGAUGGCACUGAUGAAAGGAUCGCAGUUCCUAGGUCAAUGACUGAAGAGUCGGUCUCCAUCUCGGCAAUGAUGGAUGUUGUGCGAAAGCCUGCGAUUCUUCACGCGCCUCUGGACAACAAAGAGAAUGAGGUCAUAGCCGAUGAGUCAACUUCACUUGAGACGAUGCGUGCAAAAGCUACCAUCAUCCACGAGGAAUCCUCCAAACAACUUGAGGUUAAAUAUCCAAGAUCAUUACGAAAUCGACACUCUCUGGAUGUAUCCGUUCCACUCUUGAAGCGCCAUUCAUUGGCGGCAUCAGUAGACUCGUUCAAAGCCAUCAACGGUUCGGAAGCGUCAAGUGGAAUAACCAAAACAAGUCCAUCAACUAAAGGAAGCGUCACCUCAUGUCAAGUACAACCUACCUCUGACUUGUUUGAGUCAUCGUAUCGCAUUGCUACCGAAUCGGAUAUCGUUUGUGCGGAUGUCGUGGAUGUGUCAGCCAGUACCUUGCCACCAGUUCCACUAGCAUCUGCCAAAGCCAGUGCAUUGGCAAUUCAUCACAUGUCAAACGUUGAAGAAGUCACCUCGGCAAAGCCACGCGGUAGCUUCUUUUACCACAUUUCCCAAGACUCGACAAAUCUACUCCGUCGUCGACUGAGAAGGAAAGCUUGUGGCGCAGACGGCGGUCUGACUUCGAAAGCCCCUGUCAACGGUGAUAAUGAGAUUACCCAGACAGCCAUCGACAUCAUCAACUCGAAAUGGCUCACUUCCAAUCAAAGGAGGCAAACUGCUUCAACUCUGAAUGAAGCUGGAUCGGCCAUUUCACUGCUUUCAGUUGUUGCAGAUGGUAAUCCUCCCCAGAUUUCCCAAGUUGCAGAAUUGAGCAACGUGCGUCGAACUUCAGCAAUGUUCGAUGCCCCUCCACCGCAGCCGUUCAAGCAAGAGGUGUCGGUGCUCAGUCAAAUCAACGUCGACAAGGAAGUGGAAGCCCCGUCCUUUCAGUUGCUCAGCUUUUCAAUGCCCUCCGCUCCUUUGGCUAUCGCAGAAAAAUCAAUUCCUGAAACCAUGACCCCAGUAACCAGCCUACCAAACGGCUCUCAAGGGGCCCCGUCGUUCGACUUGUUGUCUGGCUUCAUUUCGAAUCAAAGCAGAGCCACUCCCACCAUCGCGGUCUCGCAACCAAGUGACUACCGACAAGAAGUCCAAGCCAAAGAUGCUGUUGACGAUGUCGCCCGACGACGCGACUCUAUCUCCUCCAUUUAUUCAAAGACAUCGCAUAUCGUAAAUCAUUUUGGAGCGACGAGCCCAUCGACCUUCGUGCUAAGGUGCCCGACAAAUCACCACUCUUCCGAAUUGGUUACGUCUCAAGCGUCCAGCAACAGUGACAUUGCGUUGCGUCAGGCAGGUUUAGACGACAGCUCAGACGACGAAGAAGUGAAACCGAGGAAGCAAUUGAGAGCGAAUCGGUUGUCGGUUUUGUCAACUUCUUCUACCGAAUGGACGUGCAAGUGGUGCACGUAUGUCAAUGAGGGCUGUUCUACCAUGGAAUGUGAAUGUUGCGGACAAACAAAGGGAUCGUCGAUGGAACAGCUAAAACAGACCCACACGACCAACAAAACUACACCGAGUUACCCCAAGCGAAGUGUCGUCAACGUAUCGAAUGACGAUUCGUCGGACGCGUCAUAUGACGAUGACCGCGAUGUCGAAGGACCUGGCUGGAUAUGCAAGUUGUGCACGUAUGAAAACGUUUCAAACCCUACGCGAUGCGAGUUGUGUGAUACUCCCAAAGGCUCCACGAUGCCUUCGCAAACUGAAAUGGUGCAGGAAUACAACCACUUUGACGUCGACGACGUCGACAUGGAGUUUCAAGUUUCAAACACCAACAACCAAGACGUUGUUGACCUGACGACGGCCAGCGAUGGAACAAGGUAUACGGAGUACGACGAUGAUUCCAUCGAAGAAAUCUCCGAUACCGAGCGGGCGAAUCCUUCUUCCCCUCGAGACGCCCCGGAGUUGCGUGAGUUUACUUGUUUCACCCCCGUGGCGACACUUCGCAUAAAACGCGACAGCAUCGACUACUUGAGUAUGUUUGGUGCAAACAGGGGAGGAAAAUCAUACUCGGACCGUUUGCAAAGUCGGAUCGCAGAAUCGCGGAGACGUAUAAGUGCUGAGGCACGCGGUGUCACUAAAACCAAGCCAGCCAACGGAAAGAGGAAAAAAGGAUCGAAGAAAAACCGCAAAUCGACUGGAACUGCUUCACUGCAUGUAGAAAAUGGUCCUGCCAGUCGUUCAUUUCCCGCCUUUCAAAAGGCGUCGACAGCAGUGAAACGCCGUGCGCAACCGGCAUAUCAAUUUCAAUCGGAAAGUCCUCCACGAGACGGCGCGCCACAAUUGUUGAAUGCCAACCUACAGCCCAAAUCCAGAACGAAAUCUAUGCGGGUCGUUACAGAGGAAGGUGACUUCGGUGCGUUCCGGUCGACGCGGUCAUCGUUGCUAUCCGCCCCUGUCGAGUCGAUUCGAAUGACAACGUGGGAGGGGCACGGGUCCAUGCGAUAUGACGACGAUUAAAUUAAUGUCCAGGGGUUUCCUCUCAAGGAUAUUUGUCGAACACACUGAAACUGUCCUGAGCGGUCCGGGACACCUUCGAGUAGUUGAGGAGCCCAAGAAGCCCGAUGCUGCACGUGGCACUCACGACAAAGAUCACGUCAAACCAAGACGCAAACCCGUAGUAGUCGAUGCGUCCCAGCACCGCAUCGAUGUGCCGUCUACCAACACAAACAAUGGAGAGUUACCUCUGAUCAAACGUGGCCAGACACGUACUUGUUUUCCGCCUGCAGGUUCAUCCGCAUCAUGACAAAGGACGAGACAAAAUACAUCCCCAUCAGGUUUGCCAGCGACAACACAACCGAGUUGGACGACACACUGCUCGAAAAGAACCGAAAAAACUACCACAUACCAUUCGUCAAAAAUGAACAACGUCGUCGCUGUGGAAAGAACCUUGAGGACUAGAAUCAAGAACCCGCGCGUCUGCGUAAAGACGAGAAUACCAACAAAAACCAAGGAUGACAAGUUGGCAAGGAAUCGCACGUUAAUCUACACCACGAUGCGUCAAGUCGGACAGUCUAAUUAGACCAGUGACGUACCCAGGACGUGAGCGAUGGCCACAGGUAUAAAAUCUUGACCACUGCACUCGUAAUCGGGUCCGUGUCUCGAUCGCGCCGAAACACGACGUUGAUCGUGCUCAUGAUCAUCUUGUACACGCAAAAUCCGCAAAAGGCCAUGCCAAUCCAAUUGAAGAUGCGUCCCUUCAACGUGCGCUUCUCGACGGCCCGUUGCUGCAUCCAAGGGGAAUAGAGUUGUCACAGAGAGAUUCCAGCGACAAGGGUUUGCACAUACGACUCUAGAAUAGAACGGUGACAAGAAAGACCGACGAGGAAACUGGUCUACCUUUGUCUUCUUUCGGAAAGAUGGCGCCCCACAAUCGUCCCAGCGGGUUUAACGACCUUCCUGAUGCUUUUCCUGCUACCCUCGCCGAGUGCACUUCGUACACAAUUCGCUUCUUCUUGACCACGAUCAUGUCCAAGUUUUGUCGCACUCGUCGUUCAAGGCCGAGGAUGUCGUCCUCGGCCACGCUGCGCCAGAACAUCGUCAUGGAUUCGUACGGCAUGUUGACAGCCCCAAAGCCAGACAAAACCGCCAUGAAGUUUACCCCGAGAAAGCCAACUCGACUGAUGAAUCCCUCAAGCGUGAACAGGCCAAACAGGAACGAGGUAUCCUGUGGAGAAUCCCUGGUGGUGGUUCUUUCGUAUGGCAGGGAUGGUACAUACUCGCCUGACUUCCAAAAUGCGUAAAGGAAGCUCACUUCCAACACACAUGUGACCGCAAUAGCGUGGUAGCGACGAAGGCGCUUCUCUCUGGACAUGGUGUAGAACAGCACAACAGGGAUCAUGUACGCGAUAAGAAAUGCGAGGCCCACAAGGUCGAUUUGCCAUACAAGCUGCCGCAUCUCCGGCGUGAGGAUGUCCGCGAGCUCGAAGAUGAGAACUUCAAAGAUGCUGAACGACAGCAUGAACGU
Molecule: messenger RNA, 4456 nt
Organism: Aphanomyces invadans
Lineage: Eukaryota; Oomycota; Saprolegniomycetes; Saprolegniales; Verrucalvaceae
Exons: 7
Coding region: 46-2949 (967 amino acids)
Source: RefSeq, a predicted model, not a curated record